Messenger RNA from Plodia interpunctella (Indianmeal moth), 3886 nucleotides. It is a transcript of the gene Mod(mdg4), whose product is annotated as modifier of mdg4. Bases 176 to 1537 code for a protein of 453 amino acids. Gene Ontology annotation, biological process: regulation of transcription by RNA polymerase II. Gene Ontology annotation, molecular function: protein binding. The record is from RefSeq and is a predicted model, not a curated record. Gene Ontology annotation, cellular component: nucleus. The transcript is spliced from 5 exons. Lineage: Eukaryota; Metazoa; Arthropoda; Insecta; Lepidoptera; Pyralidae.
CACAAAUAUGUCGAUUUUGCGUCAUCAUAUCGUGAACAUCUCUCAAACGGGGAGGACGUGGGAUGAAAGUGUGCAGUGCUUAACUAGAAACAUUAUAUAUUUUUCAAAUGUUUCUAAUAUCGAAAUUAUAAAGUACAAAGUUAUAGGAUAGGUUCCUCGUAGAGGCGCCGCCAUCAUGGCGUCGGACGAACAAUUCUCAUUAUGUUGGAACAAUUUCCACGCGAAUAUGUCAGCAGGCUUUCAUGGCCUGCUGUCGCGUGGAGACUUAGUAGAUGUAACGUUGGCUGCCGAAGGCAGGUUAUUACAGGCACACAAAUUAGUUUUAUCAGUAUGUUCUCCCUAUUUUCAAGAAAUGUUCAAAAUGAACCCAACUCAACAUCCUAUAGUAUUUUUAAAAGAUGUUAGUCAUUCUGCGUUAAGAGACUUAUUACAGUUUAUGUACCAAGGUGAAGUUAAUGUUAAGCAAGAAGAAUUAGCGUCGUUUAUUAGUACAGCGGAACAACUUCAAGUGAAAGGUUUAACCGGUAAUCAAAAUGAAGACAGUUCCACGCCAUCAAAACCAAAGCCGACUUCAAGGCCAGGCCCGAGGUCGUCACAACAAAGGCAAUCUGUUAUGAAGUUAGAGACUGAUUUAGAUUCUAAGCCCUCCUCAACUCCAGUAGCAAUUAAGCGACCAAAUAGGCCAUCAAUAGCAUCAAAUAACUCUUCAUCUUCACAAAGUGGACCUGCGAAACGGAAAUGUGUAGACCCAUUAGAAGCCGGGCCAUCUGGUUCUGCGAAAGAAGAAUUCGUAACGAUACCGGAUGAGGACGAAAAUAACGCUGUAGCACCGAAAAUGGAACCUGAAUUUGUUAAUGAAAGCAUGUGGGAUGAUGACGAAGAUGGCGCUAAUAAUGACGAAACAAAUUUCGGCGAAGACGACUCUAAUAUGGAAAUGACUGGUUUUGAUGGUUCGGCAACUGGCGAUGGUAAUAUGAGUGGAGGAGGCGAUGGUGGAGCUGUAGGCGAUGCACAAGCGCGUUUCAUCCGGGCUGGCAAAGGUCGUCUGCUCCUGCAUCGAGGUUACACAUUUCGUUUGAAGAACAACUUGGCACACGGCCGCAAGCAGUGGUACUGUUCUUCGCGGUUGACUUCACGUUGUCUUGCUGACGUUAACACCGAAGGGCCGGAAGGACACGAGCGUAUCGUCCGUUCACGUUACGCUCACAACCACGCGCCUCCCAACGUGCGUCGUUUCGCGGACGGCCGGUACGUGGUCCGAACGCCGCACCAGAGCGGGCACCGCGCGCCAGCUCCCAUGGACCCGCACCAUCAGCUGCUGCAGUUGCAGCACGCCCUGGCACUGUACGCGGCGACUGCCCACGCCACUGCAACCGCUAACGCCUCGGCAGCAAUAACCACCACCUCCACUGGCUCCUCCGCGCAGCCCUCGCCGAACCUAAAUACCUCACCGAAUCACGCUCUGCCGCCCAAUGCGCAACACCAGGUGGCUGCCAUGCCACUUCUCGUUGAUACACCCUGCAAAGAGGAAGACUAACUCUUAUUACUAUCUAAAUUUUCUCUAUACUCGAGGUUCGAGUAUGUUCACGAUUUUGGUUUAAUCGAUAUAUUAACGAUAUGGUAAAUUUAUCAAUCAUUCGAUAUUUUCUGAACGCCUUUUGGCACACCAGUUAUAGCAUAAAUUAUGUAGAUUAAUUGUAACGUUAAUUUAAGGGGAUAAGGUAUCGUUUAGGAUUCAGCGAUGGCUAUUGUUGGGGUUUAUUAAUCAUCGGUAACGUGAAUGUAUGUUAAACAUAGGUGUUGUGGUGUUUUGAAUGUUAUGACCAGUGAAGGCAACAAAGGGACGACCAGAAAUACCAGUAAGUUUUGAGGCACGUAGGUUAGGCGGUCUCUACGAGACCUAAGAGGUUAUAGGUGUGGGUUAUUUAUGGAAUCAAAUAAGGAAAAUAAGAAUGUUAAAUGUGUAAGAACUUUCUGAAUGUGUAUGGUGUCAUCUCUUAUCGAUGUCAAGAUUAGAUAGGUGGUUAUUAUCCGGAAAUUGGUCGAUUUUAGCGUUUUGAUUUAUGGCUCAGUCGAUCCGUGCAGCAUCAUCCGAGAAAAUGUAGCGCUAAACAGAUAGAGGGGGUACUAGCUGGUCAGGAGAUAGCCGAUAGCCAGACACCGGUCAGGUCAGAGAUGUUGCGUGCGAACUCGAAAAUGACAGUCGAGACGAGAGCGUGGUAAGGCUGCGCCCUGCCUCCGGGCCAGGGUGGCGGCAACGCGUCGGAGACUGAAUGCGGAAACUUUGUUCGAGAAGCAAUAAUAUGUCCCCAUGACUGGUACUUAGAAAUACUAAUUUAUUUUGAGAAAGUAAUUUUACAACUUUUCAGAUAUUGCUACUUAGACAUUUAGAUGUCCGCCUCCUUAAUCUAUAAGAAUAUACAUUAGCUAUUGAAAAUAUAAAAAGUACUCACCUACCGCGGUGAAGAGCCGACUCGUGCGCCGACGGCGCGCACGGUCGACCAACCGCGCAGCCUACAGACAGGCGAUGUUGUGCUCUUCAGGAUUGAUUUAAGUACUUAAGCUCAAUCAACUAGCUACCUCUUCACUUUUUAUACGGGUUUUACAGAUUAGUUUAAUUAUACAAUUUUAUACAUGAUGAAAUACUCAGAAGCUUUACUCGAGUAAGGUGUUAGAUUAAGCACGUAGGUUAGGUUAGCAUAGGGAGCGCGCGCCGGGGCGGCCGUGGCCGCGCAGGGUCCGGCGCGGUUCUACUACCUCUAGUUAACGGAACUCAACUACCUCUUUACUUAGUUUUAACUCGUAUUUCGAUAAAUCGCUGUUGACGACUUUUAAUAUAAUAUAAUAAAUAGGCACUUUUUGAGACUGUUGUCUAAAUAUAUUUUAUGGAUUGUUUUGAAAUAAUUUGUUGCUUGUCAAAUAACUUAUAUUCUUAAAAUCGUGUUCCCGCUUUUAUCUACCACUAUGAUUUAAGUACAAAUUUUACUAAUUUUUAUUGUUAUAAAUGUCUUAUUUACUACGAAUUUGAAGUCUCUUGUGUGCGAUGUCGAUUAAGUGUAUCGUCUUGAUGUUUGAAUCAUGUUCGUUCGAUCGCAUUACUAACUUAGUAGAGUACUUAAAUGGAUGUGGAGAAAUUUGCAUCUUUGUAUUUAUUGCUUGUGGAAUUUUAUGCUGUAUUCCAAAUUAUCUCAAUAAUUUUUCUGGACCACAUCACUGUUGUGAUAUGAUUAUUGUUGAUGCGUUCGUUCUGUCGUUCACAUAUAACUUCUGUCUGAUGUAUGUACCUGAGAUUAAUUACACUAAGCCAAAAAGGAGGGGCAAGGAGCUUCAGCAGCCGUGGCGUAAGCUAACAACUGUAAUUAUAAUGAAUUAAUUGUAAGUUAUCUGUAUAAUACUAUAUUAGAGCAAUGACAAUAUAAGUCAAUUAUUUAAGAUACGAUUUAUGAGUUAGAAUAAUUAGGUGUUUCACAUCAUUCUCACUUUGUAAAUAUUGAUUUAUUAAAAAUGUAUUUCGCAAUAUUAACUUCGCUUGAUAUUUUUCCUCUAAUAUUUGUGACGUUCCAGCCGACAGUUAUCGGCCGUUUGAAGAAAGGAAUGGUGGUUUGUCUAUAUUUGCUCAUGUUGUUAAAUGAUUGAAUCUCUUAGGUAGUGAAUUUGCAUAAUAACGUAUUUAGAUUUGAGAUCCGCUACCGCCACGGCUCCAGCUGACUUCUGAUUUCUGACAGGUUCUGCUCUUGUAAACGUAACUACCUCAUUUACUGUUACAACUCCACAAAAGUCUUAUUCAUAGCGUAAUUUUAUACUUAUACCAUUAUAUUAUAAGAUUUCUUUGGUUCUUGUACGGGGUAUGUUUUGUGAAAUCAUAUUAAAUUGUACUUAUAAAUAA